This is a messenger RNA of Plasmodium gonderi, 4041 nucleotides long. RefSeq lists its product as hypothetical. The coding region runs from base 1 to 4041 and encodes 1346 amino acids. NCBI's taxonomy places the organism in Eukaryota, Apicomplexa, Aconoidasida, Haemosporida, Plasmodiidae. The record is from RefSeq and is a predicted model, not a curated record. The transcript has a single exon.
AUGUUUUUUAACAACAACAAUAGUAACAACAAUAAUGAAGAUAAAAAUAAUUUAUUCGGAAAAAGUAACACAUUGAGUAACAAUGGGACUAAUGCAAAUACGACGAAUAUGUGGAACAUGCCAAACUCCAAUUUAGGGAACAACAAUUUGUUUGGAAAUGCUUUAGUUAGUCAAAAUGUUUUAACACAAAGUAACACUAAUAAUAAUAAUAUGAACAACAUGAACAACAUGAAUAACAUGAGCAGCAUGAGCAACAUGAACAGCGGAGGGCUCUUUAACAGCAAUCUGAAUAAUCAGACAGAUGCACUAGGCAAUAACAACUUCUUUGGAAGUAAUGCCCUGAAUCGUCAGGGAGGUGUAAAUAAGAACAAUAGCAUUUUUGGAAACACUCUCAACACAAACGAUAAUCUGAAUAAAGGAAAUUCCAUUUUCUCAAACAGCGUCAAUGAUUUAAAUAAAAAUAAUAACCUCUUUGGUAAUGCUACUUCCAACCCUAGUAUGAAUUCCUCUACAAAUACUUUUAAUCAAAAUUUAUUUAGUGCAGCGAAGAAAGAUGUUUAUCCAGGUUUCACAAGGAGUUUAGUAGGAAAUACAACAAAUAAUAGCUCAAGUAUGUUCAAGCAAAGUACUUUAGGUAGUUCUAUUGCAUUAGGAAGCCAGCUAAAUGAUGAUAGAAGCACAGAAGGUGGUGGUCUAUUUUCAAAAGAGCAGUUAGAAGCGGCCAAACAAAUUUUCGCAAAUUCGUCAAAUGCCAAUUCAUUAGGUGGGUUCAGUAAUAAUAAACUAGGCAAUAAUAAUAAUAAUAACAAAUUAACAUUUAAUGGAGGAUUUUCAUCCAGUUCUAGUGCAUUUGCAAAAAAUAAUAUAAAUCCAUUUCAGAGUAUGUCCCUGAAGGCCACCACUCAAAAUGAAAAGUCAUCCACCACAUCUCUUUUAAAUAAUAAUAACACGUCUAAGUCAUUCUUUACAAGUGCUAAUAUUAGCAAUAACAAUGAAGGGAAGCUGAAUCCUUUUGGUUUAUCAUCCAUGAACACACUUGGAUCAGCUAAUAAAAUAAACACAUUCGAUGAUUUUAACAAAAGUAUUAAAUCAUUUAACCAAAAUGAAAACAGCUUAUUUAACACAAAAAGUAAUGUAAAUAGUGUAAAUAGUGCAAAUAGCGGAACUUGUGCAGAUAGUAACGCCACCCCUCCCCUUCUUAACAGUUUCAAUAAUUCCUUCAGUUCUUUUGCCAAAACAAGUACAAGUGAUAUUUUCAAAUCAGCUAAUAACACAACUACUUCCUCUUUUUUGUCACCUUUCAAUAAAACGACAAAUAAUGAAAACCCAUUAACAUCAAACUUUUUUAAAUCUUCCAAUGAUACCAAGUCAAAUGAGAAUUCCUUUUUAUUUAGCAACAUUAAGAGUUCUAAUAAUUUACCCAAAACAAAUUCCUUUUCGAAUAACACCUUUUCUAUUUUUGCAAACAACAACCAGAGUGGUAAAUGUAGCACUACAGAUAAUGAAAAUAAAAAUAUUUCUCAAAACAACGAAUUAGAAAGUAAAUCUACGGAUGAGUCAAAUAUAAAAAAUACUCCUUUGGAAGAGAUUAAAGAGGAGAAGCAAUACAAUCAGUCGAAAAAUCUAACUCAAAAGGAAGCUCCCCAGACAGAUCCAUCAAUCAAAAUUGAUGAUGAUAAACCAACGAAAACGGAAAAAGACAAAGUGCAAGAAGUAACAUCGAAAGAGAAAAUACAACAGGAAGUAGAUGAUUUGAAUGAGUCAAAAAAAGAGAUAGAAUCCAUACAGAAAAAUAAAACCAUUUCGAGCGAAAAACAAAAUGUACAAGAUGAAGAAAAAAAAAAAUUACAAAAUGAACAAACAAAUCAAACAGAUACUGAAAAGAGAGAUGAAAAAACAGACAAAACAAAAGAUAAUACCACUGAACCCCUUAAAGCUAACUCACUUUUCAGUUCAUCUUUCUUUAAAACUAAUACAACAAACAAAAGUGACAUAAGGGAAAAUGCAACAAAAAUUACUAAUUUGGAAGAAAAUGAUCAGAAUAAAGGGAACACCUUUAAUUUUGUAUUCCCCGCUCCUGAGAAAAAGGAACCAGGGGAAGAGGACAGUACUAACCAAAAAGAAAAAAUGGGACAAAAGGAUAAAGAAAAUGAAAAGGGUGAAAAAGAUGAAGCAAAUGAAAAGCCCGAAGCAAAUGAAAAGAAUGAAGCAAAUGAAAAGGAUGAAGCGAAUGAAAAGGAUGAAGCGAAUGAAAAGGAUGAAGCGAAUGAAAAGGAUGAAGCGAAUGAAAAGGCCAAGAUGGACAAAAAAGAAGAACUCAAAAAUGAGCAGCAGUCGGCUUUACUCAGUUCCAAGGAAUGCACAUCCAGUGACCAGCAAACAGACGUAAUAAACAUAAUUGGUAAAGAUAAACCUACCGAAAGUGAUAAAAAACGUGAGCAUAAAGAUGAAAAGAAACAAUCAGAAAGUGAAGAAAAGAAGGGGAAUGAAUCCACGAGCACACAGAAGCAUUCUAUUUUCAAUUUUGACAUUUCAUCUAGCUUAUUAUCACACGAAUCUAAGGAAUCCCAUGACAAAAUAUACGAAGAAAACAAAUCAGAUCUUAAGAAAGCCCCAAGUACUGAUGACGUUGGGCUCUGUUUAUCUGAGAAAACGGAUGAAAAAAAAAAAUUCUGGAAUUUUUCUUUUACGAAGAAAAAGGAACCCAAGGAUCAGACGGACGCGAAUAAACUUGGGGAGAAGGGAAAAUUAAGUGACAUCACCAAAUUGAAUAAUUCCUCCAAACCAAAGGACCUCUUUGACAGUAAUAAUCAACUAAACAAUUUUAACCUAGGACAGAACAGUCUCUUUGGUAACUUAAAUAAAAAAGAUGAAGUAAAAAAUGAAGAUCUUCAAACAGGAAAGAACGUCAGUUUUCCAGGUUCUUCCAUUUUUGGAAAAUCAUUUCCACCAGAUUGUAACAAAAGUAAUUUAUUCUCAGAAGGAACAGAAAUGAAGAAGAAUAAUAAUUCAUUUUUUUCAUCAAAUGCGAGUUCAUCUAUUUUUGGAACCCCCUUCAAUAAUACAAAAAAUGAAGCAGAAAAUAAAUCACAUAUUUUUACGGAUAAAGAGGACGAAGAUGUAACAAAUGUAGGCAAUAUGAUAAAUUUCAUUUCACUUGAAAGUCGAAAAAAAAAUGUUUAUAUAAAUAAUAAUCUACAAAGUGAUGAAAAAAAAACUGAAAAACCAAACAUUUUGCAAAACAAUAAUGUAAAUGAUGUAAACGAAAAAAAAGUGGUAGAGAAUCAACAACAAUCUACGUUUAAUUUCCAACUAAAAGAAACCAAAGGAACGCUUCGAAAUAAUGAAAAUACGAAAGAAAUGAAUUUUGAAGAUUUCCCAUUUUUAUCUGAACAGAAUGCUAAAAUACAAAUGCAAAAGUUACAAAUGGAACAGCAAAAACAGUUAGAAAAAGAUAGAAAAAAUGUUGAAAAAAAUAUAAAACAAAGUGAGUCGUAUUUUAAAAAGGACCUGGAUAAGGAAAUGAUUAUUGAUGUUAUCAAUAACCUUUCCUCUUUUGUUAAAAAUAAAAUUAAUUUCAUGAAUUAUUGUUCUAAUGAAAUAUUAGAUAUAUAUAACAAAGUUGCACAUUAUGAAAAAAUGUAUUCCCUAAUAUUAGAAGAUCAGAUAAAAAUUGAAAAAAAACAAGAAUCUUUAGAAAAAAGACUAAGACUUAUACAAAGUGAACAAUGUGAUAUGUUAUCCCUUCUCAACGAAUUAGAUAAUGAAAAUUCUCUAGGAUUUUUAAAAAUUCUGAAUGAAAAAAAUAUAAAUAAGGACGAUAUUAUAAAUAAUAAAAAUCUUUAUUUAGACAUUGAAAAUUUUGAAAAGCUUGUUGACAAAAUGUGUAGUUUAGAGGAAUUAAUGAAUUCUUUACAUAACAUGGGAAAGGGAGAUUUAGCAAAUGACAUUAUUAAUAAAUGUUAUGUGAAUGAUUUGAAUUGUGAAUCCAUUGAAAAGCAGUUAAAUAAUUCGUCUAGUGAGUUGAAAAAUAUGAAAUAA